Molecule: messenger RNA, 1048 nt
Organism: Jatropha curcas
Lineage: Eukaryota; Viridiplantae; Streptophyta; Magnoliopsida; Malpighiales; Euphorbiaceae
Gene: PI
Product: K-box region and MADS-box transcription factor family protein
Biological process (GO): positive regulation of transcription by RNA polymerase II
Cellular component (GO): nucleus
Molecular function (GO): RNA polymerase II transcription regulatory region sequence-specific DNA binding; DNA-binding transcription factor activity; protein dimerization activity
Source: RefSeq, a predicted model, not a curated record
ACCCUCUCUUCUGUGCCACCAAGAAAGUUUCAUAUCCUCAAACUCAUAAUAGUAACCUCCUCUAUUACUUUCCCAUCUCCCUUUCUCUUUCUCUCUUUAUAACAAUUAUCUUCUUCUUCUUCCUCUGCACACUUAUCUCCAUUUACUUUGAAGAAAAGAAAAAGAACAAGAACAGAAAGAAAGAUGGGGAGGGGCAAGAUUGAGAUCAAAAGGAUUGAGAACACAAGUAACAGGCAGGUGACCUACUCCAAAAGAAGAGCUGGGAUCAUGAAGAAAGCUAAGGAGAUCACUGUUUUAUGUGAUGCUCAGGUUUCUCUGGUUAUUUUCGCUAGUUCCGGAAAGAUGCAUGAGUACUGUAGCCCUUCUACUUCAUUGAUUGAAAUAUUGGACAAGUAUCACAAGCAUGCUGGUAAGAGGAUAUGGGAUGCUAAACAUGAGAACCUGAGUAAUGAGAUUGAUAGAAUCAAGAAAGAGAAUGACAGCAUGCAAAUUGAGCUCAGGCACAUGAAAGGGGAAGAUAUAGCUUCUUUGAACCACAAAGAGCUUAUGCAUAUAGAGGAAGCCCUUGAAAAUGGACUGGCCAGCAUUCGUGACAAACAGAUGGAAUAUUUGAAGAUGAUGAAGAAAAAUGAAAAGAUUUUGGAGGAGGAGAACAAGCGUCUGAGCUUUAUUCUGCAACAACAAGAAAUGGCUAUAGAAGAGAAUGUGAGGGAACUGGAAAAUCCUUAUCAUCAACAUAGGGUGAGGGAUUACAGCUCCCAAAUGCCCUUUGCCUUCAGGGUGCAGCCUAUUCAGCCAAACUUGCAGGAGAGAAUGUAACAUAUAUAUAUAUAUAUAUAUAUAUGUGUGUGCGCGCGCGUGUGGAUGCCUUAAUUAUGUGAUAUCCAAAACCUUUCUUAAAUAAGCUUGUUAAAGUAGCUAUUACUACAGUGCUACUAAGUUGUGUGAACUUGGCUUGAUUAGACUACUUGUUAAUUAAUUAAGGCCUUCAUGACCUUAUUUAUAUUAAUUUAUAGUUUAUUAAAAUAUUUUUCGUGGUUGUAUAAAA